Messenger RNA from Vespa mandarinia (Asian giant hornet), 1718 nucleotides. It is a transcript of the gene Zasp66, whose product is annotated as PDZ_signaling and DUF4749 domain-containing protein Zasp66. The record is from RefSeq and is a predicted model, not a curated record. Gene Ontology annotation, cellular component: filamentous actin; Z disc; stress fiber. Gene Ontology annotation, biological process: actin cytoskeleton organization; muscle structure development. Gene Ontology annotation, molecular function: muscle alpha-actinin binding; actin binding. NCBI's taxonomy places the organism in Eukaryota, Metazoa, Arthropoda, Insecta, Hymenoptera, Vespidae.
GACCAGAACAAUACAAGUGGGAUGCCAAUUCGAAAUGGGGCCAGAAUAGCAGAGGCAGCCUGUUAGUUGAGCAACGAGCUUUCGAGUUAGGCCUGUCAAAGUCAAAGUACCGUUGUGAACCAUCUCAGUUCUCGUUUGUCUACGUGCGCGUCAUUUUCACUAUUUCGUUUGUUAUAUUAUCAUAAUACUCUAUUUAUUUAUUUAUUUUUUCCUUUUAAUUGUUUCGUGCUCCUAGAAAGUUAUUUAUCAAACAUUUAUUGAGAAAAGUUUUCUCUCCUCCUCUUUUUCUUUCUUUCUUUUUCUCUUUUAUUGUGUUUGUUAUUACGUUACAUCGUGGACUAAAGGAUUAGAGCAUGACGAGAAAGCAAACUUUGAUCAUAAAACUUAAAAGAUCCAGUACUGGUAGACCUUGGGGAAUAAGAAUUGCUGGUGGAGCUGAUUUGGGUUCACCUAUUGUCGUCACCCGCUCGGAGAACGAGGAGCUCCAGAGGGGUGACGUGAUAAAAAAAAUCGACGAUUACGACACACGUGAUGUGAGGCAUGUAGACGCCCAAAAUCUUCUACAAAAGUCUGAAAGAAUAAAGCUCGUCGUGGAAAGGUCCGAACAUUCUAGAGCAUCUCGUAUCGACACUCCUACAACAUCGCCUAUGAUUAUCGGCUCGAUCAUUGGCGGCAGGGCUGCGGUUACUAGUCUAGCUAAACCAGCUAAAAUACCAGGGGAAUUACCAAAAAGUCCGGUACCACCGCCAUCAUUCGAAGAAUAUAUACCAUCUCCAAUUCCGUCGGAUCGUUUCCAACCAGCACACGAACAUCUCGAUGAAGUCCGCGAGGAACGAGUUUAUUUAUCACAGCCAUACCGUACAACUCCUUUAGUUUUGCCAGGUGCCAAGGUUAAAAAGGAUGCACCCUUGGGAGAAUGUUACCUUCGUCAUCAUCCCAAUCCUAUGAUUCGUGCUGCACCACAUCAUUACGAACCAGCUCAUCCUGAAGUAGCUAUGAAACAAAAAGUGGCGGAAACAGUACUUCAACGUGUUUUGGGACCGAAUGAAGUUCCAAAGGUUGUCCAUAAACAAUUCAAUUCUCCGAUUGGACUUUACUCCGAACAAAAUAUUGCAGAUACUAUCAAAUGUCAGGCAUCGGCCAUACCCAUUUUCAUAGAUUUUUCCUUCCUGAAACAAAAACAGGAUAUACAGGAGCAGGCGAGAAUUUUGAAGGAGCAGGCCAAAGCCGCUUCCUCGAAGAACGUGUGGCCGCAAUUUAAUAAACCAAAUUAGAAUCUCGUUCGAGACGUUUUUCGAUGCUUUUCUCUCGCAUACAUUGGUUACGGCGUAUCCAUCCAUAUGAACGAUCUGCAUUAUCGAUCGUCGAUCACGUUUGUCGUCGUUUUGUUUUUCAUUUUUUCAUCAAUUUUUCUUUUUUUUCUUUUUUUUCGAAAAUCAUAUUCAAAACAAUUCAAUUCGCGAACGUGAUUAAUCGAUCGAUUAAAUAAAAUAUCAAAAAUGAAUUUCCUAUUAGUGUGUGCUAUAUAUUCUAUGGAUUGAAAUAUUAGUUAUACAUAUACGGUAGCUAUAACCUUCGAAUCGAAUGAAAAAUAUUAAAGAUAAAAAAACAGAAAAAAAAAACAAAAAAAAAAAAAGAAAGGAAGCCAUGUAUAAAAAAAAGUUAGACAAAUAAUGAUUGCAUGCAAUAGAAUAAUAAAGUAGAAAAUAUUUAACUAA